AUGUGUGAUGACAUUUUUUAUGACGAGGAGCUAAGGACAGAAUACCGUAAAAGACACCGGAUACAUCGUCCGCUUGCAUCUGUAGAGGAAAUACAAAAAGCACCGUUGUUUUCUUGGCGGCAAUUUAUCGUAGAUCUGUGUUUGCUACACAGUCCAGAGUUUUACUGCGAUCUGAUGCUGGAUUUUUGCCUCAUUGGGCCGACGUCUUCGGCCAGCCAGCAUGUUCCGGCAGAGUAUCGGUCGUCCAUGAGCAAGGAAAACGAGUAUGGUCUACCAAAAGACGCGUUCGGGAAUCCCAGCAUUCUGGUCUUUUAG
This is a messenger RNA of Plasmopara halstedii, 315 nucleotides long. RefSeq lists its product as uncharacterized. The record is from RefSeq and is a predicted model, not a curated record. The transcript has 2 exons. Bases 1 to 315 code for a protein of 104 amino acids. Lineage: Eukaryota; Oomycota; Peronosporomycetes; Peronosporales; Peronosporaceae.